AGAGAAGAGUUUUUGUAUAUUGUCCUAAAAAAAGUGGAAAUAUAAUUUUUUUUCUCUUUCAUAUUCUUCUUGUGUUUGUUCUCUCAUUUUUCUGGUGUUCUCAAUAUUUUUCGGUAUCUUACGCGCUUAAAAUCCCAACAAUUGGUAUCAGAGCUUGGUUGCGCUGGGCAGGAGGGAUUUGUAAGCGGUAAAAGGAGAAAUUUUGAGAACCCAGGGAUUGGUCGGUUUUGGCCAGAAGGCGACCAUGGGACUUCAAGAACAAAGUGGAUGGCAUGAGGACCGAGUACGAAGCGGCAUGUUGGCUUUGUGAAUGUAUGUGGAGUUUUCCAACAAUGGAGUCUACCAUGGACAAUGAUGUCUUUGCCUGGGACUUCUCUGAUGAGUUCCUUGGGCUCAUUGACUGGGCUGAGGAAGAUCCACUCUCUCUACUCAUCAACGACCAACCUCCAUUGAAUCCGGCGAACGAGGAGGUUUUGCCUUCUUCUAAUGGAGCUCACAGCUUCAAAAGAGGAUCUAAAAACGAUGGUGGAAACAACAAGGGAGCAAAACGAAAGUUUGCAUUCAUAACAAUGUCAGUUGUUGAAGUACUUGAUGAUGGCUACAAGUGGAGAAAGUAUGGCAAGAAGAUGGUGAAGAGCAGCCCGAAUCCGAGGAACUACUACAAGUGCUUGGUGAAUGGCUGUCCAGUGAAGAAGCGAGUUGAGCGGGAGAAAGAAGAUCCAAGAAAUGUGAUAACAACCUAUGAGGGCACCCAUAACCAUGAGGAUCCCCAGCCUUCAUCCCAACAACAGAAAAGCUUGGGGAUGCUAAGUUCUCAUCUUCGUUCCCAACAAGAAUGACAAAAAUCAUUAUGUAUAAAAAACUUACCACCUCUGCCCUGAAUCGUUAAAGCAAUGGAAUAAUGGUACUUUGCUGUA
Molecule: messenger RNA, 917 nt
Organism: Cuscuta campestris
Lineage: Eukaryota; Viridiplantae; Streptophyta; Magnoliopsida; Solanales; Convolvulaceae
Source: the annotation of a GenBank genome assembly